GGUCACACCCAGCCCUGUCGAAUUCCAAAAAUAAAUAAUACGUAUACGUACGCGCGUGAAUCAUUCGCCUUCGCCACACAUCCGACAUCCCAGCGCCGCGCGACAAUCGAGUGUAGACACAUAACAUAACUGCCGUAGUUGGUCGAAGUCCGUAGCAUCCGCUCCAGUGCACCCCUAUUCGAUUCCGAAUCCGAGUCCGAUUCCCUUACUUAUUCCGGUGGCUAAUUAAGGUUUUGCGAAAUGUUCAGCUUCUUGAAGCGCGAGAAGAACACCCAGGAGGUGGUGGAGAAUGUGAUCGGCGAGCUGAAGAAGAUCUACCGGAGCAAGCUGCUGCCGCUGGAGGAGCACUAUCAGUUCCACGACUUUCACUCGCCGAAGCUAGAGGAUCCAGACUUCGAUGCCAAGCCGAUGAUCUUGCUGGUGGGCCAGUACUCCACGGGCAAGACGACCUUCAUCCGCUACCUUUUGGAGCGCGACUUCCCGGGCAUUCGGAUCGGGCCGGAGCCGACGACGGACCGCUUCAUCGCCGUGAUGUACGACGACAAGGAGGGAGUGAUCCCGGGCAACGCCCUAGUCGUGGACCCCAAGAAGCAGUUCCGUCCGCUGUCCAAGUAUGGCAACGCCUUCCUGAAUCGCUUCCAGUGCAGCAGCGUGGCCUCGCCGGUGCUGAACGCCAUCUCCAUCGUGGACACGCCCGGAAUCCUCUCGGGCGAGAAGCAGCGCAUCGACAGGGGCUACGACUUCACCGGAGUGCUGGAGUGGUUCGCGGAGCGAGUGGACCGCAUCAUCCUGCUGUUCGACGCCCACAAACUGGACAUCUCCGACGAGUUCAGGCGCUCGAUCGAGGCGCUCAAGGGGCACGACGACAAGAUCCGGAUCAUCCUGAACAAGGCGGACAUGAUUGACCACCAGCAGCUGAUGCGGGUGUACGGAGCCCUUAUGUGGUCGCUGGGCAAGGUGCUGCAGACGCCGGAGGUGGCGCGUGUGUACAUCGGCUCCUUCUGGGACCAGCCCCUGCGCUUCGACGCCAAUCGUCGUCUGUUCGAGGACGAGGAGCAGGAUCUCUUCAGGGAUCUGCAGUCCCUGCCACGCAACGCCGCCCUGCGCAAGCUGAACGAUCUGAUCAAGAGGGCGCGACUGGCCAAGGUGCACGCUUUCAUCAUUGCCGAGCUGCGCAAGGACAUGCCGUCCGUGUUCGGCAAGGACAGCAAGAAAAAGGACCUGAUCAAGAACCUCGGACAGGUGUACGAUCGCAUCCAGCGCGAGCACUCCAUUUCGCCCGGCGACUUCCCCGACAUCAAGAAGAUGCAGGAUGUGCUGCAGCACCAGGACUUCACCAAGUUCCACUCGCUCAAGCCCCAUUUGCUGGACAUUGUGGACAACAUGUUGGCCAAGGACAUUGCGCGGUUAAUGGAGAUGAUCCCCCAGGAGGAGAUGACGAUGGUCGUGGAUCCAGUGGUCAAGGGUGGUGCCUUCGAGGGAGUCAUCGACGACCACGUCUCACCCUUCGGCUACAUGAAGGGCGAGGGCAUCGACGCCGGCUACGGAGAGCACGAGUGGAUCUGCAACAAGGACAAGCCGCGCACGGAUGGAAUCUUCAACAAUCUGGGUCCCGUCGAUGGCAAAAUAUCCGGUGCAACUGCCAAGCAGGAGCUCAUCAAAUCGAAACUGCCCAACUCGGUGCUCAGCAAGAUCUGGAAGCUGUCGGACGUCGAUGGCGAUGGAUUCCUGGACGCUGACGAGUUCGCGCUGGCCUUGCACUUAAUCAACGUCAAGCUGGAAGGCUGCGAGCUGCCCACCGUGCUGCCGGAGCACUUAGUACCGCCUUCGAAGCGCUAUGAAUAGUGCCCUGUAAUAUACGCACCCGAUCACACCACCUCACACCCCAAAACACGCAUAGAGACCAACUCCUAGGAUGCACUAUGUUCGAUUUGUUUAAUUUUCAACCACAGUGCAGGCGACUGCCUUUUUUUAUAUGUACUAUACUCGUUGUGAACGCGCUAAACUGGGUAUUAAAACACACAAGCGGCAAUGGCAAGCAUUGCACCAUAUAUGAGAUAUCAAGAUAUCAAUCAUAAAUUCGUAGAAUUUACACAAACAUAGCAUAUUUUUGGAUAAUCUAAUCGAUUGUAGGGCGAGAUGUAAUGUAGAGACGAUGAACCAGCCUAGUGGAAUAAGACAAGAGAGUGUGUGUUGAGCGCCCAAAUGUCGUUGUUGACUUAAGGAAAGUGUGAAGAAACAAUUGUUCAAUGCCAAUGAAAAAGCAUGAAGUUAAACUGUAUACAAUAUCUAGGUUAAUGUCGAUGUGCAGCUUGAGGGCCAUUCAUUUGCAACCGUACCACUUUUAUACGCAAUAAAUAUAUUUGUUGUUAUAUUGAAAUUUAGAAUUGAAGAACGUGGGCGAACGCAUGUAUUUCCUGUAUUUAUUUUGCAAUAUUAUUUAAUUGUUUCAAAUGCUCCCCACAAGAAUGAAAAUAAAAACGUUGUGCAAUUCAUAUUUUGUUAAUGCAAAUUAUAGCCUGUGCUUCGACUAUUUUGUAAUUAGUAAAUUCUUGAAUAUUAUUAAAUGUGAAA
This is a messenger RNA of Drosophila suzukii, 2574 nucleotides long. It is a transcript of the gene Past1, whose product is annotated as putative achaete scute target 1. Gene Ontology annotation, cellular component: plasma membrane; cytoplasm. Gene Ontology annotation, molecular function: GTP binding; calcium ion binding; protein binding. Gene Ontology annotation, biological process: endosomal transport; endocytosis. The record is from RefSeq and is a predicted model, not a curated record. NCBI's taxonomy places the organism in Eukaryota, Metazoa, Arthropoda, Insecta, Diptera, Drosophilidae.